Molecule: messenger RNA, 1249 nt
Organism: Salvia splendens (bonfire salvia)
Lineage: Eukaryota; Viridiplantae; Streptophyta; Magnoliopsida; Lamiales; Lamiaceae
Product: dihydrodipicolinate reductase-like protein CRR1, chloroplastic
Exons: 11
Coding region: 169-1077 (302 amino acids)
Cellular component (GO): chloroplast stroma
Molecular function (GO): 4-hydroxy-tetrahydrodipicolinate reductase activity
Source: RefSeq, a predicted model, not a curated record
UUUUUUUUUUUUCGUUCUUGUUUUAUUUAGCUCUCAUCCACAAUUUUCCAAUCAUUUCCCAAAAUAAAACAGAGAGCAAAAGCAGAGAGUGAGAGUUUCUGUACAGCUUUGGAGUGGAUAUCAAGUCUCAAACACGAAAGAAACUCAAGUUAUCAAGUCAGAGCAGCCAUGGCGGCAGCAUCAACCUGCAAAUUCCAUCCCACAAACUAUAAAUAUCUUCAACCUUCAAAAAGAAUAAUUCCCUACAUCUCUUGCAUUGCACAGCCUUCGCAGAGCAACAUUAAGGUGAUCAUAAAUGGGGCAGCAAAGGAAAUUGGUAGGGCAGCUGUGGUUGCUGUGACAAAUGCAAGAGGCAUGGAGAUUGUUGGUGCUGUGGAUUCUCACCUUGUGGGACAAGACAUAGGGAAGGUUUGUGGCAUGGAAGAGCCUUUGGAAAUACCCAUAUUAAAUGACAUUACUAUGGUAUUAGGUUCCAUAUCACAAUUGAAAGCAAACGCAGUUGUGGUGGAUUUUACCGAUGCUUCCGCGGUUUACGACAAUGUGAAACAGGCGACAGCAUUCGGAAUGAAAACUGUAGUUUAUGUGCCUCGAAUCAAUAUGGAGACGGUUUCUGCAUUAUCAGCAUUUUGUGAAAAAGCCACAAUGGGUUGCCUAGUAGCACCAACUCUUUCCAUUGGCAGCAUACUACUGCAGCAAGCUGCAAUUUCAGCAUCUUUUCACUACAACAAUGUUGAGAUUGUUGAAUCAAGAGCCACUGCUGGGGACUUACCGUCGCAGGAGGCGAUACAAAUAGCAAACAACAUGACCAACCUGGGGCAGAUGUACAAUAGAGAAGAUGCAUCAACUGACAUUUCGGCCAGGGGUCAAGUUGUUGGAGAUGACGGAGUGCGCGUGCAUAGUUUGGUUCUUCCAGGCCUUCCCUCGAGUACAACAGUCCACUUUUCCCGGCCCGGUGAGGUUUACACCGUCAAACAUGAUAUCACCAACGUCCAUUCUCUCAUGCCUGGCUUGCUUCUAGCCAUCAGAAAAGUCGUGCGUCUUAAGAAUCUGGUCUAUGGUUUGGAGAAGUUCCUGUAGCUUCACCAACACCUUCCACAUUAGCCGGAGACAUCACCGUAGAUAGAAGCAAAUGAUUUAUCACAUCAUUUCUUUUUUUGAGUUCUCACCAAUUUUUUUUGAAAAUUCAAGAGAUAACCCUAUUAAGAUUCACAUGUUACUACUAUAUGUUUAUAUAUUUGUUUCUCUUCUA